UAACGGAAUAAACUCAUAACAAUGUGAAAUAAUUAAUAAAAUAAAUGAAGCAAUCUUUUUAAUUAUCCAAAAAAUUUGCACUAUUUUUAUUGUAACUCUUAUAAGUAUAUUGCUAAAAAUAAAUAGAAAAUGUCAGUCCGCCAGAUGCGUAAACAUUUGGAUAUUAUUAGCUUCAUUACGCUUAUAGCAUUAUUUUGUAUAAUUUUAAUGCUAUCAUACCAAAAAUCCAAAAAUAAUUAUAUAACUGCAAGCAUCAAUCCACAGCAUCAGUCACCUGAUAAAACUGAUAUAAAAAUGGCAUAUCAGUCUACAAAUAAGACCACAAGUAUCGAAUUGCCUUUAAAAAUCAAACUAAAAAAUAUUUUAAACUGUCUUGAUGCACCGUUGCGUAUGGAAAUGUUAGAAUAUGGUGAAUAUUGGUUGAUCAAAAACUAUAUACGUGGUCAACGUAGUAUGGAAAUGGGUUGUGGCGAAUCGAUUACAUACACAACUCAUGGUGAUUAUACGUUUAUGCAGCAUUUGCCAAAAGUUGUGAAGCGUUGGUCCGGUCCCGUUAGUUUUGCCCUUUAUGCUCCUGGCGAUGAUUACACUGCCACCAUGGACUCAAUAUUACACGUUCUCAAUUGUUUGCCUGAAAGUGAAAUGAUAAACGACUAUGUCACAUUUCACAUAUAUUUUCCUAAAAAUCAUCUACCCAGAUUUAUAGCAAAAAAUAAGGAUGAGAUAUUUGAAUGGGCUUACGAUUGUGGACCACAAGUACCCUAUCUUAAUGUUAAUCGUUCUGAAAUGUAUAGGACGAAAAAAAAUCUAACAUAUCCCAUAAAUGUGGGACGUAAUAUUGCGCGUAAAGCAGCUAAUACAUAUUAUAUAUUCGCCUGCGAUAUAGAACUAUAUCCCAGUUUAGGUUUAGUCGAUAAAUUUCUCGAAAUGGUUGGCAACAAUCAAAGCGCAUUUGUAGUAGAAGAUAAAAGAAAAGUUUUCGUUCUACCAGUUUUUGAAGUGCAAAAAAAUGCUACCUUACCCGAUAAUAAGAUAGAGUUAAAACGAAUGUUAAAUACUACUAUGGCGGUGCCAUUUCAUAAAUAUAUUUGUUUGAAUUGUCAUUUGAUUCCCAAGCAUAAGGAGUGGUUGGAGGCUAACUACAGCGACAGUUUAGAAGUAUUUACGGUGGGCAAACGUUACGAUAAAUUUAAGUACUGGGAACCAUUCUAUAUAAGCGACAACAAUGAGCCGAUUUUCGAUGAACGUGUUACCUGGGAGGGUAAAUCGGAUAAGCGUAUACAAAAUUAUGCCAUGUGUUUGAUGGACUAUGAAUAUCAUGUCUUACAUCCAGCUUUUCUGGUACAUGCUCCCGGUAUUAAAAUGCCUAAUGCUAAAUCCAAUGAGACUGAGAGAAGCAUAAAGUAUAUAAAGGAAAUGAAUGGAAUUAUACACUUUACAAUUAUACCCGAAUAUGAGGUAUUGUAUGGUCAAAAUAAGGAAUGUCAUGUAUAAGAAGGUAGAAUUUCUAUGGAUUUUGAUAAAAUGUUAUAAAAAAUAAGCUGAUUAGGAUAAAGUUUAAUUAUUACAUCAUCUCCUUUAUUAAAUAAUUAUUACAAAAUCUAA
Lucilia cuprina (Australian sheep blowfly) is the source of this 1605-nucleotide messenger RNA. Its product is annotated as beta-1,4-glucuronyltransferase 1-like. NCBI's taxonomy places the organism in Eukaryota, Metazoa, Arthropoda, Insecta, Diptera, Calliphoridae. The coding region runs from base 130 to 1494 and encodes 454 amino acids. The record is from RefSeq and is a predicted model, not a curated record. The transcript is spliced from 2 exons.